Empidonax traillii (willow flycatcher) is the source of this 1534-nucleotide messenger RNA. RefSeq names its product ubiquitin specific peptidase 30 (gene USP30). NCBI's taxonomy places the organism in Eukaryota, Metazoa, Chordata, Aves, Passeriformes, Tyrannidae. The record is from RefSeq and is a predicted model, not a curated record. Gene Ontology annotation, molecular function: cysteine-type endopeptidase activity; cysteine-type deubiquitinase activity. Gene Ontology annotation, cellular component: cytosol; nucleus. Gene Ontology annotation, biological process: protein deubiquitination. The transcript is spliced from 12 exons. Bases 1 to 1398 code for a protein of 465 amino acids.
AUGCUGGGGCUCAGCGCGGACGGGCCGGUGCGGCGGCUGCUGCGGGCGGGGGAGGGGGCCAGGUGGCUUGUCCCAGGCCUCCUGAACCUUGGGAACACAUGUUUCAUGAACUCCCUGCUGCAGGGCUUGUCCUCCUGCCCCUCCUUCAUCAGGUGGCUGGAGGAGUUCACAGCCCAGUACAAGACAGAGCAGAGCAAGCCCCAGGAGCACCAACACCUUUCUGUCACUUUGCUGCAGCUCCUCAGAGCUUUGUCCUGUCAGGAGGUGACAGAGGAUGAUGUGCUGGAUGCCAGCUGCCUGCUGGAGGUGCUCAGGAUGAACAGGUGGCAGAUCUCCUCCUUUGAAGAGCAGGAUGCCCAUGAGCUGUUCCAUGUCCUGACCUCUUCCCUGGAGGAUGAACGGGAACGGCAGCCCCGCGUGACCCCCCUGUUUGAUGUGCACUCCCUGGAGCAAACAGAAACAACCCAAAAGCAAAUAAGCUGCAGAACAAGAGGAUCUCUUCCCCCUGUGUCAAACCACUGGAAAUCUCAGCAUCCUUUCCAUGGGAGGCUGACCAGCAACAUGGUUUGCAAACACUGUGAGCACCAGAGCCCUGUGAGGUUCGACACCUUCGACAGCCUGUCCCUGAGCAUUCCAGCAGCUGUGUGGGGCCGUCCCAUGACACUGGAUCACUGCCUCCAUCACUUCAUCUCCUCGGAGUCUGUGAAGGAUGUGGUGUGUGACAACUGCACUAAAAUCCAGGCAGAAGGAAUUCUGAAUGGACAGACCAUAGAAAACCAGAGAACAACAUUUGUAAAGCAAUUAAAGUUAGGAAAGCUGCCCCAGUGCUUGUGCAUCCACCUGCAAAGGCUGAGCUGGUCCAACCAAGGCACUCCCCUGAAGCGACACGAACACGUCCAGUUCAAUGAGUUCCUGGUCAUGGACAUCUACAAAUACCGAGUUCCUGUGCAAAAAUCCAGCCACAAAACCCCAGAGGAAACCCCUGGAACAAAGGAUGGGACAGCAGUGAAACCUCCAGAAGCAGAACAAACCCCUGGUACCAAACCACUCUUCAUGAAUGGUGCCUCCUCCUCUUCCUCCUCCUCCUCCUCCUCCUCGUUUUUAAUGUCCCCGGGAACUUUUCCACUUGCUGCAUUCCCUGAGUGCAGCACGCCGCUGUACCUGUACCGGCUGAUGGCGGUGGUGGUGCACCACGGGGACAUGCACUCGGGGCACUUCGUGACCUACCGGCGCUCGCCGAGCCCGCGGGGGGCCCUGGCGGUGCCCGGGCAGUGGCUCUGGGUGUCGGAUGAUUCGGUGCGCAGGGCCAGCCUGCAGGAGGUGCUGGCGGCCAGCGCGUACCUGCUGUUCUACGAGCGCGUCCACGGCCGCGCCCCGCAGCGCGGCCCCGAGGAGUGACCGCGGCACGGCGGCUGCCCCGAGUCGGGACUGCACCUCGCUCAGACUCCUCCCAGCUCCACGUGGCACCUGUCCUGCAACACACCCCCCCACUCCAUCCGAGGUCCCCCUUCCCCGGGAGUUGUGAUUUGUACCA